Musa acuminata AAA Group (dessert banana) is the source of this 3207-nucleotide messenger RNA. Its product is annotated as pollen-specific leucine-rich repeat extensin-like protein 3. Bases 44 to 3109 code for a protein of 1021 amino acids. The record is from RefSeq and is a predicted model, not a curated record. NCBI's taxonomy places the organism in Eukaryota, Viridiplantae, Streptophyta, Magnoliopsida, Zingiberales, Musaceae. The transcript has a single exon. Gene Ontology annotation, molecular function: protein binding.
CAGCCCUGGAGGCGGUGGCGUUCCCCCUCUCCACCUGCCCGAUAUGGAGGCCUCUGCCCCCUCCCUCCUCCUCCUCCUCCUCUUCCUCCUUCUCUUUGCGUCUUCUCUCUCGCGCCCUUCUUCGGCCCUCUCUUCUGACGCCGGAGCCGCCUCCACCGCGCGCCGCCAGCUCCUGGCCCUCAUCGAGAAUGGAAUCCUCCCCGACGACUUCGAGUUCCACAUCGAGAUCGGCGUCCGCAUCGCCAAUCCGCGCCUCCGCCGCGCCUACAUCGCCCUCCGAGCCUGGAGGAGCGCCAUCUACUCCGAUCCUUUCAACUACACCGGCAACUGGCAGGGCCCCGACGUGUGCGCCUACAACGGCGUCUUCUGCUCCCCAGCCCCCGACGAGCCUUCGCUCAACGUCGUCGCUGGCGUCGACCUUAACGGCGCCGAUAUUGCCGGCCACCUCCCCCCGGAGCUUGGCCUCCUGACCGACGCUGCGCUCUUCCACAUCAACUCCAACCGCUUCUGUGGCACCAUCCCCAAGAGCUUCUCCCGCCUCGUCAUCCUCCGCGAGCUCGACGCCAGCAACAACCGCUUCGUCGGCCCUUUCCCGCGCGUCGUUCUUGGCCUCCCCUCCCUCACAUACCUCGACCUUCGGUUCAAUGACUUCGAGGGUGCUCUGCCACCGGAGCUCUUCGACAAGGAGCUCGACGCCAUUUUCUUGAACGACAACCGCUUCAGCUCUGGCAUCCCUGACAACUUCGGCAACUCCAAGGCCUCCGUCGUCGUGCUCGCCAACAACAAGCUCGGCGGGUGCAUUCCGGCCAGCGUCGGAAACAUGGGAGCCACCCUCAACGAGCUCAUCCUUCUGAACAAUGGGCUCGUGGGGUGCUUGCCGCCGGAGAUGGGGAUGUUGGGCAACGCGACGGUGGUGGACGCCAGCUGGAACUCUCUCACCGGCGAGCUCUCUAAGAGCUUCCAGGGGCUGAGCAAGGUGGAGCAGUUGGAUCUGUCGCAUAACGUCCUCAUGGGUGUGCUUCCGGGGAGGCUCUGCCAAUUACCGAGCCUCGCCAACCUCACGGUCUCGUACAACUUCUUCACAGGCGAGGCCGAGGAGUGCGUGCCGUCAUCAACGAAGUUGGAGCUGGUGGUCGAUGACAGGAGCAAUUGCCUCGCGAAGAGACCGAGACAGAAGUCGAACAGGUUGUGUGCGCCGGUGGUGAGCCGCCCUGUCGAUUGUGGCCGCUUCAAAUGUGGAUCUUCUCCGAACAAACCCACUUCGUCUCCUGCGAAACCAUCUCCGAGGCAGAAGACAACAUCGCCGCCGCCGAAGUCGAAGCCACCUGUUCGUUCACCACCUCCGUUGGUCCACUCACUUCCACCGCCAACUCCAGUCUCCUCGCCGCCACCGCCGCAACAGAAAAAAUCUCCCGCCAGACCAGUGCAUUCAUCACCACCACCACCAUCGUCCUCGGAGUCACCGGUUAAGCGAGUUCGCUCCCCGCCACCCCCAGUCAAGACUCCAAAGUCGUCGCCACCACCAACGCAUUCACCACCUCCUUCAGUUCGCUCACCAUCUCCAAGUUCCUCACCACCACCUCCUCCAGUUCACUCAUCACCCCAUCCGAAUUCCUCACGGCCACCAUCACCAUCACCGCCUGUCUAUUCACCACCUCCACCGAUCCAUUCACCACUACCUCCGCUGAUUCAUUCACCACCGCCACCAACCCAUUCAGCACCUCCACCAUCCCAGCACUCUUCACUACCUCCGGUUUCCUCACCACCAUCUCCAGUCCAUUCACCACCACCAUCACCUCCAGCUGCAUCACCUCCGUCACCACCAGUGCACUCAUCACCUCCGCCACCACCGGCGCACUCACCACCACCACCAACUGCAUCACUUCCGCCACCACCAGUACACUCUCCAUCGCCACCACUAGCGCACUCACCACCGCUGCCACCGGCGCGCUCACCAUCGCCUCUGCCACCACUAAUGUACUCACCACCACCACCAGUACACUCUCCAUCGCCACCACUAGCGCACUCACCACCGCUGCCACCGGCGCGCUCACCAUCGCCUCUGCCACCACUAAUGUACUCACCACCACCACCAUCACCACCAGCUGCAUCACCUCCGUCACCAUCAGUGCACUCAUCACCUCCGCCACCACCAGCGCACUCACCACCACCACCAACUGCAUCACUUCCGCCACCACCAGUACACUCUCCAUCGCCACCACUAGCGCACUCACCACCGCCGCCACCGGCGCGCUCACCAUCGCCUCUGCCACCACUAAUGCACUCACCACCACCACCAUCACCACCAGCUGCAUCACCUCCGUCACCACCAGUGCACUCAUCACCUCCGCCACCACCAGCGCACUCACCACCACCACCAACUGCAUCACUUCCGCCACCACCAGUACACUCUCCAUCGCCACCACUAGCGCACUCACCACAGCCGCCACCGGCGCGCUCACCAUCGCCUCUGCCACCACUAAUGCACUCACCACCACCACCAACUGCAUCGCCUCCGCCACCGGCAGCGCACUCACCACCACCACCGACAAUUGCAUCGCCUCCGCCACCAGAAGCGCACUCAUCACCACCAGUAAUUGCAUCGCCUCUGCCACAACUAGUGCACUCACCACCACCAGUAAUUGCAUCGCCUCCGCCACCACUAGUGCGCUCACCGCAGCCACCAACUGCAUCGCCUCGGCCACCACCAGCGCACUCACCGCCGCCACCAACUGCUCCGCCUCCCCCACCACAAUUGCACUCACCAACACCACCAGCGCAUUCAUCACCGCCACCUGUUCGUUCACCACCGCCACCACUAGUGCACUCACCACCGCAACCAGUUGCAUCGCCUCCACCACCUCCAAUUACCUCGUCUCCACCACCACCACCAGCACACUCACCGCCAACUCCACCACAAGUGCACCCAUCGCCACCUCCAACCCCUUCACAACCCAAAGGCUUCUCCCCACCACCACCGAUCUCAUCUCCUCAUCAAGCUCCUCCGUCUCCACCACCAACACCUCCAACCGACAACGACGUCCUUCCACCAGUCGGCGGAUUGAGCUAUUCAUCGCCGCCGCCCCCCAUCUAUCCGGGAUACAAUUAGCCAUACCUCGAUAUCUUCUAGUGCACCCAUUUCUGUAGAGCAUAGCGGCGCAAAAGAGGAGGCGCGACAGGCAGCAGCAUGGAAACCAUCUCAUUGUC